AUCCGCUAGCGCUGCCGUGCGAUCUCGAGCUUAAGCGGCUGAAUUGGUGCGGCUGCAUGCGCACAGGCUCAAGGGAGGGUGGGCUCUCGGAGUCACCGAUGGGUGGUCGAGCGACCGAGAUUGAAUCUGGUGCUUAGGCGUUAGUUAGUUUGUAAUCGCGCCUCGCCAGAUACACCACGCGUUACCGCGGAGCAGCAGCAGCAACAGCAGAAGCAGUUGAUCCUGAGCAGGCGAACGGUCGUAACAAACAGUUUUGUAGCUUUGAGCUUAUACUCUCCUUCUAGGAGAGACCUGCCCCUUUGCCUUUCCCUUUAUUCGUGUGUUGCCUAUUAAGAGUCCAGCUUUACAACCUCGCAAGCCAUCACUCAGUUCAGUGACCAGUGCGUGGAGCAUGGCGCGAUGUGUGAUUUAGAGUGAUCGGCUCUCCUCGUGCAUACUAGUACCAGCAGUAGCUACACAGUGGUGAUGACCUCGAUGGCGCGAAGGGAAACAGAGCGACACAUCGAGGCCGAGGUACCAGGUACAGGGACCUCAAGGACGCCUGGAUCUGGGCGAGUGGCGUGAAGGAAGUUCGACUGCCAGUUCCAGCAGCUUGCAGCUUCACUCGAGUCGGACUGCUUGUCGUGAUCGCAUCAUUUGUUUUGUUUGAAUAGACCGCGAGCGAGCACAAGCGUCUGUGGUCACAGACGCGAUCAGCAAUCAGCAUCUCAAUCAACUGCCAACAGUAUUCCCAAUAGCAACCGUGACCUCCAGGUCCCAAUCCCGAAUGUCCCCACCCUGCUCCAGGACUCCACCUUCACUAGCUCCUUGACCGGAACUGACCAACCUUUCCUCUUCCUACCACACAUCCUUCCAGUUCUCUCAUUAACAACACUAACAACAAGCAAAGCAACAGUGCGGCCAAAAGCAUGAACUGGCCAGUAGCGGCAACUCCCGCAGCCUGGAAGCUCGUGAUGGUUGGGCUGGUUCUCGCCAUGGCCGCCAGUAACAGCAACAGUAGCAGCAGUAACACUAUUAUUGAUCUAAGUCCGCACAUCGAAGCUCGCCAAAAGCCGCUAUUGCGGCACCCACGUGGUCUCGGCUUCUUUCAAAAGGUAGCGCACCUCGGUUCGCUAUUGUACCAACAGUACAACGACACCACUUACACGCUCAAGAACGUGUACGACCUCUUGAGCAACGAGUUUACGGAUACAUACACGACAACGACCCCGGACCCACACACCACAAGUACGACGCAGGAUCCGUCCACCAGCACGACGCCUAAGUAUCGGAUCAGCCGGGCCGAGCUGGGCCGCAUCUUGAACCGCAACUACCGUGGUCUGCAAAAGCUGUUCCGGCUCGAGUGGAAUGACGCCUGGAAUCAAACCAAGUACAAUAUUGAUGACUACAAGCGCGAGCUAAAAAACUCGGCCUUCCCACCACCGAACCGCACCGCCAUCACCGCCGGCCCGGUUGGCAACAACCUUACGUCGGUCGGUACGAAGCUCAAGGGCAAUCCCUAAACUUUCUGUGGGUGCUCUGGAGGUGGUAAUGGUGAUGCAACCCCCCGGACCGAGCUUGCUGUAGCUUCCUUCAACGUCCGUACUGCCCAAUUGCUGUUAAACCCCGUACUAAGAUGACCUAAGACUCACCACUUUAGGGUCUGCCGGCGCGGUUCCCCCAGUACUAAGCCAUUGUAACUACCCCUGCUUUCCCACACUCUCCUAUACUUUCUUCAUUCUGUGAUAUGACUGUUAAGCCGCUCCUUCGUCGUCUUAGUCGUCGCGUCUAUGAAAAUUUCGUCUACUAUGAGUAAAGUUCCCAAAAAACUGUACAGUACCAGUGUGUGCGUGCGUGCGCGAGUGAGUGUGUGAGCCCAUGUGUUUGUGUGUGUGUGUGUAUGUGCGUAAAAUAAUUUACGGAUAGCUAGGAUGAGGUGAGGGGUAAGGUGGUUCGGCGGAGGCGCUUUCGUUGUGUCCUUGAGCGGUAGGCUACGGCUGAAGGAGUGAAGGGCGAGGAGGAGUCGGAGGAAUAUGGAAUCAAGGUGUUUGGGCCAAGGGGUACAACUUGUGGGUUGGAAAGGAGUAAGGGGCAGUGAUCUCUCGCUUUCCCGCACCCAACAUCACACCCUCUCCUUACACCUUUUCUAUGUAAGGUGACAAUCAGUGGACAAGGCUGAUGGUGAUGAUGAUCGGUUGAUUGAAGGAGUAGAUGGAAUGAAGAUAGGAGCUAGUGAGCCCAACACAAAUAAAGUGCCCGAUCCACCGCCUGGGGGACGAUAUGUAUGCGCAGUGUGUAAAACGAUAUCCAAUUAUGUGUUACCUCUUUUCUCGUGAGAAAUCCAAUGUUGUGGUGCCACGUAGGUAUUUGCGAGACGAACCGCGAUCACAAUGAUGCAACCCAACUGCCUUUGCUGUGCUGCUUCUUUCUCUC
Molecule: messenger RNA, 2412 nt
Organism: Anopheles aquasalis
Lineage: Eukaryota; Metazoa; Arthropoda; Insecta; Diptera; Culicidae
Source: RefSeq, a predicted model, not a curated record